Molecule: messenger RNA, 1572 nt
Organism: Raphanus sativus (radish)
Lineage: Eukaryota; Viridiplantae; Streptophyta; Magnoliopsida; Brassicales; Brassicaceae
Exons: 6
Coding region: 206-1426 (406 amino acids)
Source: RefSeq, a predicted model, not a curated record
CCAAUAACAUCAGAUCAAAAGAAAAAAAAAAAGGUCGAAGCAAAGUUCCGGUGCUUCUCGCGCACCCUAUCAUCAUCCGACUAAACUUUCUUUCUCCGUCGAAAUCACUCUCUUCCUCACCGGCGAUCGAGUUUCCCGACCAUCAAAUCGAGGUUUUGAUCUUGACAAAAGCUCCAGCUUCCUAAGGGUUCGACGAAUCUAAAAAAUGUCAUAUGAAAGCAAAGGUUUCUGGGUUCUGAAGAACAAUGAGAAUGCAAGCCAGGAAGAGGAAGACUCUGUUUAUAACGAUCAUCAUCAUCCACCGAGAGACGAUGCGAAGCGUCCUCAUCCUUGGUUCGUCGACUCUUCUUCUUCUUCUCGCUCCGAGACUUUCCCAAACAAGAAGCAAGCCGUUGUGCAGGAUCCAGGGAAGUCAAACGUAGUAGUAGGUCUCCCUCUAUGGGAAACUUCCUCUGUUUUUCAGUCCGUCUCUAACGGGUUCAUGGAGAGGCUUCUGGGAACCGAAAUGCCUAGACCCCUUUUGUUUGGUGACAACAGAGAUAACAGAACAGAGCCCAAGAGUUAUAUGGUGGAAGAUAGGUCUGUUGAGUUGUCGAUAUCUAACGGCGUGGAGGUUGGUUUUGGUGGUGGUGGUGAUGGUGGGAGUAGAAAGCUUCAGGUUAGCCGUGUCAAGGAGACGAUAAGAGCUUGUGGGAGAGAGAACGAGAGUAGUGGUAGCUUUGUGAAUUUCGCGAUGGAGGGUGGUGGGCAUCCUUAUGGCGGCGAGGAUGAUGCUCAUGGGAUCAGUUUUGGUGAACUUAACGGUGUUGACUCCAGUUCCAAUGUGGUUGGGAACUAUCAUCAGUCUUAUGUUCAAGAUCCAGAUAUGGUUUAUGGCCAAGAAACCGCACAACAACAGAACAGCGGUGAAGUUGUAAGUGAGCAACAGCAGCAAGUGUCUAAACAGAGUUUGGAAUCUCUUCCAAAGAGUAAACCAGAGUAUAAUAAGCCUUCAAAGAAGGAAGCUUCCACAAGCUUUCCUUCGAAUGUUAGAAGCUUGAUAUCAACUGGUAUGCUCGACGGCGUUCCUGUGAAGUACGUUGCUCUCUCGCGUGAGGAGCUUCGAGGAGUCAUCAAAGGGUCAGGCUAUCUCUGUGGAUGUCAAGCUUGCGAUUAUACAAAGGUGCUUAAUGCGUAUGCAUUUGAGAGACACGCUGGAUGUAAGACAAAGCAUCCAAACAAUCAUAUUUACUUUGAAAACGGGAAGACGAUAUAUCAGAUAGUUCAGGAACUUAGGAACACUCCAGAGACUGUGUUGUUUGACGUUGUUCAGACUGUUUUUGGCUCUCCUAUCAACCAGAAAGCAUUCCGCAUAUGGAAAGAAUCAUUCCAAGCAGCAACUAGGGAACUUCAGCGUAUCUAUGGCAAAGAAGAGCGUUGCUUUUGAUUUUGAAUGUAUAAAAUAUUAUUAUAUUAUGUGGAGAACUGUAAGAUUGUAAACAUUUUAUUGGAUCUUUUACUUCUAUAUUGUUACUUUAAUUUUGUAUAGAGAGAACUUUUUGGAAGUCUGCUAAACGGGAAAAGCUUUAAGAA